Phanerochaete carnosa HHB-10118-sp is the source of this 972-nucleotide messenger RNA. RefSeq lists its product as uncharacterized. Gene Ontology annotation, molecular function: thioredoxin-disulfide reductase (NADPH) activity. NCBI's taxonomy places the organism in Eukaryota, Fungi, Basidiomycota, Agaricomycetes, Polyporales, Phanerochaetaceae. The coding region runs from base 1 to 972 and encodes 323 amino acids. The record is from RefSeq and is a predicted model, not a curated record. Gene Ontology annotation, cellular component: cytoplasm. Gene Ontology annotation, biological process: removal of superoxide radicals. The transcript has 4 exons.
AUGCAUUCCAAAGUGGUCAUCAUUGGCUCUGGUCCCGCCGGGCAUACCGCCGCCAUCUACCUUGGUCGUGCGAACCUGGACCCGGUCCUCUUCGAAGGUUUCAUGGCGAACGGAUUUGCCGCCGGUGGUCAGCUUACUACCACGACUGACGUCGAAAACUUCCCCGGCUUCCCGUCAGGCAUCCUUGGCCCUGAGCUCAUGGACAAGUUCCGCGCGCAAUCUCUCCGCUUCGGCACGAGGAUCAUCACUGAGACUGUAUCGAAAGUCGACCUAUCUGCUCGCCCAUUCCAAUACUGGCGCGAAUUUCAAGAAGACCAGGAGCCUGAGACCGCGGAUACACUCAUUAUUGCGACCGGUGCAUCGGCUAAGCGCCUCGGCCUCAAGGGCGAGGAGACCUACUGGCAGAGCGGUAUCUCGGCGUGUGCCGUCUGUGACGGUGCCGUUCCUAUCUUCCGUAAUAAGCCUUUGGCGGUCAUUGGUGGUGGUGACUCCGCUGCAGAGGAGGCAACUUACCUCACAAAAUACGGCUCUCAUGUGUAUGUACUUGUCCGUCGCGGAGAGCUCCGUGCAUCGAAAAUCAUGCAGAAGCGUCUCAUGAACCACCCGAAGAUCACGAUUCUUUGGAACACUGUCGCGGUCGAAUGCCAGGGUGACGGCGACCUGCUCAACAACCUUCGCAUCAAGAACGUCCAUACUGGCGAGGAGAAGGAUCUCCCCGUCAACGGCCUCUUCUACGCCAUUGGCCACGAGCCGGCGACGGCGCUCGUCCGCGGCCAGCUGCAGACUGACCCCGACGGCUACAUCGUCACCGUACCAGGCACGACGCAGACCAGCGUAAAGGGCGUCUUUGCUGCUGGUGAUGUUCAGGACAAGCGGUAUCGUCAGGCUAUCACGUCUGCGGGUAGUGGUUGUAUGGCUGCUCUCGAGGCUGAGCGAUUGAUUGCUGAGGAGGAAGAGGGUAUUGAGGAGUAG